AAAUCGCAUAGUGGUGUAUUAAACAGGAAGUAAGAUGUUUGUAAUGUUUAUAGGUAACCGGAUGUGGUGAUAGUGCACGUGCGGAUACGCGGAAGUUGUUUCUAAUAGUCUAUUAACAACACCUACAGACAGGCAGAGAGAGAGAGAUACACACACACACUGACUGCUGCAUCUCCUCAGCACUCUCUGGAUGGAUUUAUUCGAGUUUGUUGUUGUUUGUGGCUGAUUAUUCCAAUGAAAACGCUUCAGAUGUGAUUGUUUAUUCAGUGUGGAGCUGGAGAAAGCCCUGACUCAGUGAUAUAUCGGCGAUAUUCAGCUUGGCACGAUGUGGAUUUCUAUCCUCGCCGUCUUCACUGUCCUGAGUACCUUCACACACUCCAUUCCAGCUCCUUUCGACGUGUCUGUAACCUGCGAUAGUUAUGGAGUCAUGGUGCAGUGGAUGGCUCAGGGUCUCAGCAAGCAAGCAGAGUUCUUGUUCGAGCUCAGAGGAAACCACGGUGAAUUGUAUUAUAAGCGCACAAAGAAUUCUCGAUACAACAUAUCGGACCUGCUGGAGAAUACGGCGUACAACCACUUCUUCGUGAAGGUGAAGGCCAAAGACGGCGACAAGGAGUCCACGUUUGCAGAAUCACAAAAAUUCUCCUUCAGUCCUCACCAACUAGUAAAUAUCACCUGUGACCUCGAGUUCCCCCCAGUCCGCCUGAUUCCUCAAGACGGGAAGUUGUUUGUAAAUUUCACCAACCCUUUGCACCUGUAUAGAAAAACGCCUGCUCUACGCAAUCUUCAGGAAAACGAACUACUAUCUUACACAGUCAAUAACAAGAUGUCAUCGUGUUUCCUCAAGUCUCUUACAUGUGAAACCAAUGUGUCAUUCCCAAAAGAGCAAAAGAAGUAUUGCGUCACACUCGGAGGAUGGAUCAGACAAACUCGGGUAGUGACAAAAGAGCGUUACUGUUACGAGGGCACCCUUCAUCCUGGUCCACCUGUCACCGUGUACCUCAUCCCAGUCGCGGUGGCUUUUGCAGCGUUUCUCAUUUUGGUAUUGGCCACUGUGUUUCUCAGUAAGAAAGUCAUAAAGCGCAUCAAUGAAGAAAUCCUUUCCAACUUCCCACCAUUUCUGGAGGAUAAGAAGAAGCCACGCACUUCCCUGUUCAUACCUGUCGACCCAGAGCUGGACCCCAUGAUCGUCAACAUCAUACCGACUGUGAUAACCCCCCUAGACAGUAUUCCCUGCUCACAAGAAAGCUCCGCUGCCUACAGUGACGAGCUCUCCGACUGCUCCAAGAACAUGCUGGAAAGCUCUGCAAGCAGCGAACUUUGCCACGACCAGUCGAACGAGUAUGGGACCGGAGCAGAUCUUUCGAGCAGUGGCUUUUCUUCGGGUUACGACCAGCCACAUGUGUUCAUAUCUACAAGUUCUUAAGACAUGGCGAAAAGCUAUACAAGUUGAUACGGGUCAUCAGGCGAUAAGAUGCACGAAAGAAUGUAAAUAAUGUGAACAGUCAGAUAUACAUCAGGCGACUCUCUUUUAAAGUGCAGUAAUAUUUGAUCUGAAGUAGACCAGCUGGACUGAACAUUCUUAGUACGUGUACAACACCCAUACAUCCUCCUGCUGUUUUAUGCAGCUACAAAUCAAGAGCUUCAGUUAAUGUUCACUUCAAACAUCAGACUGGGAAGACGUGUGAUGGGUGUUGGUUUGAGCAUUUCAGAAACUGCUGCUCAUCUCCUGGGGUUUACAGAGAGGAGUGGGGACAAAUGCCUUGUGGCUAAGAGAGGCCCAGAUUCAUGGUUCAAGGUUUUUUGUUUUUUUUUUGGGGGGGGGGGAGAGAAGGAAGGAUAUAGUAACUCGUAUCACUCUUUACAACUGUGGUAGGCAGAAAACCACCUUGGGUUCCACUCCUGCAGCGCAAAAACACGUUCCUACUAAAGGGGCCACUAAUGCUGAGUAUCAGGGUUCUCAGUAGGGCUGUGCUCGUUUGCCAUCAGUUGCUUACGAUAUCGUACCAUAUAUAUCGAGUUAAACGAUGUCUUUUAAUGUAUUGUAAGCAGAGGGCGCAAAUACGUUUGGCGCCAAAAUUAUUCAAUCAAUGAGUCUCGCGACAAGGCCAUGGAGACAUGGGGGACGUAAUUAGCAGCGUCUGUAGCAGAGUGCCUAAUUUCUAGUGCGCAUGCCCUGAGUAACUGGAAGCGCCAUUUGUAAAUAAAAACGUUUUUGGUUGGAACAGGUUGCAAGCGUCGAUUUCUGGCAUGAAACAUGCUUUAAAUCAAGUGAAAAUUGAUGACAACCUGCUACAGAACCGGGAGAUAUGCAUGAAAUACAGUUGUGUUCAAAAUAAUAGUGUGUUUAAAAAUGUGAGUAAAGCUCAAAAUCCUUUAAUAGUUUUUAUUUCCAUGCAUUGGGAACACUGCACAUUAUAUUCUACAUCAAAACAUGAAGAAAAAUGAACAUUGGGUUGUUCAAAAAAAUAGCAGUGUCUGCAUUUUUCAUUACAAACUCCAAAUAUUGACUGUAUAAACUGAAAAAAUCUUAAGGAUUUAGCAUUCCUGUGAAUCACUAAACUAAUAUUUAGUUGCAUAACCACGGUUUCUGAGAACUUCUGGCACCUGUGAACAGGUAUUCCAGCCCAGGAUGAUUUGACAACAUUCCACAAUUCUUCUGCAUUUCUUGGUUUUGCCUCAGAAACAGCAUUUUUGAUGUCACCCCACAAGUUUUCUAUCGGAUUAAGGUCCGGGGAUUGGGCUGGCCACUCCAUAACUUUCAUUUUGUUGGUCUUGAACCCUGAUGCUGCUCACUUACUGGUGUGUUUGGGGUCGUCGUCUUGUUGAAACACCCAUUUCAAGGGCAUUUCCUCUUCAGCAUAAGGCAACAUGACCUCCUCAAGUAUUCUGAUAUAUGCAAACUGAUCCAUGAUCCCUGGUAUGCGAUAAAUGGGCCCAACAUCACAGUAAGAGAAACAUCCCCAUAUCAUGAUGCUUGCACCACCAUGCUUCACUGUCUUCAGAGUGUACUGUGGCUUGAAUUCAGUGUUUGGGGGUUGUCUGAAAAACUGUCUGCGGCUCUUGGACCCAAAAAGAACAUUUUUACUUUCAUCAGUCCACAAGAUGUUUUUCCAUUUCUCUUUAGGCCAGUCGAUGUGUUCUUUGGCAAAUUGUAUCCUCUUCAGCACGUCUUUUUUUUUUUUAACAGUGGAACUUUGCGGGAGCUUCUUGCCGAUAGAUUAGCUUCACACAGGCAUCUUCUGAUUGUCACAGUACUCACAGGUAACUUCAGACCGUCUUUGAUCACCCUGGAGCUGAUCAUUGGCUGAGUCUUUGCCAUUCUGGCUAUUCUUUGAUCCAUUCGAAUGGUAGUCUUCUGUUUUCUUCCACGCCUCUCUGGCUUUGCUGUCCAUUUUAAAGCACUGGAGAUCAUUUUAGCCGAGCAGCCCAUCAUUUUCUGCACUUCUUUACAGUAUACGGUUUACCUCUCCAAUCAACGUUUUAAUCGAAGCAUGCUGUUCUUCUGAACAAUGUCUGGAACGACCCAUGUUUCUCAGGUUUUCAGAGAGAAAUGGAUGUACAACAUGUGCUGGCUUCAUCCUUAAAUUAGGGCCACCUGAUUGACAAUGAAUGACCUCACUAAUUAAACUCCACACUGCUAUUAUUUUGAACACGCCCCUUUCACUUAAUUAUUCGAUUACACAGACUCAGGAGCAUGCAUAUCAUGAAUGUUGGGUCUGUUGGUUUUCUAUGACUCUACUACACCUACUGGUAAAUUAUUUGCCAUGUAGUAAUAUAAUUUCCACCAAAAACAGUGAUUUGAUCUGGUUAGUCGUGUUGGACUGCUAUUAUUUUGAACACAAGUGUAUAUGGGAUUUUCAAGUGAGUAAACGAUAUCGUAUCGUACCCCCGAAAAUCGUGAGCACAGCCCUAGUUCUCAAGAGCCAAAUGAAACCCUGCAAAACACGUGGUUAUGAUCUGCAAAGUACCCAAGCCACAACCUAGGAGAUAGACAUAAGACUACUAGUCAGAUCUUUUCCAAAAUAUAAGCUCUGUAUUAAACUUAAACGCUACUUCAAUGGCUAUUUGCUUACGAUUUCUUAAGUUAUAUUUGUCGUGCCAUGGGAUUUUUGUACCACGUGCUCCGUUUACAGAACGCGUACGAUAUACUGCACCGUUUGUUUUCGCCGGCUGAUCCAGUAACAAACGAAUAAUCGCCUCAUGAGCGCCCCCUACGGGAUAAGCCAGUAUCUCACUGGGCUGCACCAAAUUGCGAACGUCAUUUGCGGGGCUUCUCAAUUUCCCUCGAAAUAGUCGCUGGUGUCGCCAAGCCGUCGCAAGUGUAUCUCACUGGGCCGCGACAAAAUAUGUGAAAAUUGUCGCCAAUUUGUGUAUUUUAUCACAAUUGUUGUCGCAGCCCAAUGAGAUACCACCCGUACGUUUACCGCUCAUCACCGCAUAAUGACAUUUCGAGUUGUAGUGAAAGUGUGUCGAUCAUGCGAGCGCAGUUUUUGCGCAACAUUCGCCAAUAAUCUCGACGUUCUGGAUCAUCUGUAGUCAGUGCCUGGAAAAUGAACCAUUUUGGGUUAUACACACAUUUAAUGUCAGAUUUACAGCAAGAUCCCUCAGUCCAAGUUCACCGUGGUUUAUUUUUCCUGCACACGGAGGCUCGGGAGUGUAGUGUAAUGCAGCAGGUAGAACUCAAUCUAUAAUCUGGUAGAGGUUAUAUAAAGUGGUGCUGCAGCCUGUAGGUAAUGUCCAAGGCAAGUCUGAGAAGCAGGUAUACAUGUCAGAAGCAAGCUAGAGCAUGUCAAGAUACUGAAAACAUUCCACCGUUGCCUUUAUUUAUAUACGGGUGAUUAUUCUUCGGGUACGGUUUUUGUUUAAGGAAUUUGUAUUACUGGAGUAGCAGUGCAUUUUUGUACUCUGUGUCAUGUUGCCAUUUUGUUUUUGCUACAGAUUUAUUAAUAAUUAUUUUCAGAAGGUUAAUAACCAGUUUUUCACACUGGGCCUUCAAAUCUAUCCGGGCUUAGAACCAGCGCCAAGUCUGCACUGUCUUGUACAACCCCAGAGGAAACUCCACACCCUUGUCGGCCAUGGGGUUCGAACUUGGAACCUUCCUACUGUAAGACAACAGUGCUGGCCACCAUAUCAGGCUGCUGAAGCUCUGUAUCGUAGAUAACUUGAAGAGACACCUGAAUGUGAACGUCAGCUCUGUAAUCUAAAUGGGUGCGGUUUUACGACGGAGAUUAAAAUAGGGACAGGGGUCACACAGCAGGGCCUUUGAGCACGGAGCAAACCGGCAUGAAGAUGAAGGAAAAGCAUUCGCUUUCAAUCUGGGAACGCAAAACACGGACGAAUCCCGUCCGUCUCGAAGGUUCAGAAAAACGUUUACCUCUACACUCUGGGGGUUGGGAUUGAGAGAGCUUUGUGUAUCGAUAUUGGAAAAGGAAAAAAUCGCCUCGCACUGCCACACAUGCACCGUUACCAUAGCAACACUCGAGCUAGUUUUGGCUAAAACCUCAAGCUACACGUUAAAGCACGUUAUUACUACAGAUUUUUUUUUUUAACUUUCAUUUCAGAAGGUUAAUAACCAGUUUACAUUGGGACACCAAGUGCUCUACAUCUCCAAAAGCUCCAUCUCAAACCCUACAGAGGCAUUUCGCAGUCAACGAGCCGCCCAAGAUGAUACGGGUCACUCUCAAUACAAUAACCAGCGAACUAUUCAAAUUGUGACUAAUAAAAGGUAUUUUUGUACUGAAUAACCAAUAAUUCUCUUGUGUAAAUAUGGUGCAAUUACUUUUCACUACAGUUAUGAAGUGUCAUUGGUAUCACAUUAAUAUUAUUCUAGCAAACCCCCCCCCAAUAAACAUUUACUGUAAAAAGUUCUAUUCACAGAGUAAUUUAUAGCGGGCGAAGGAAGACUCACCUGGUGCUGGCUGAAAUGGACACUCGUUCUUCUGAACAUUGACCUGAAAGCACUUAUUUAUUACUUGUUUUCAAUAAACACCAAAUGACAUGAAA
This is a messenger RNA of Neoarius graeffei (lesser salmon catfish), 6003 nucleotides long. RefSeq names its product interferon gamma receptor 1 (gene ifngr1). The record is from RefSeq and is a predicted model, not a curated record. The transcript has 7 exons. Lineage: Eukaryota; Metazoa; Chordata; Actinopteri; Siluriformes; Ariidae. Bases 326 to 1423 code for a protein of 365 amino acids.